Radiomyces spectabilis is the source of this 1922-nucleotide messenger RNA. RefSeq lists its product as uncharacterized. Bases 134 to 1750 code for a protein of 538 amino acids. The record is from RefSeq and is a predicted model, not a curated record. The transcript has 4 exons. Lineage: Eukaryota; Fungi; Mucoromycota; Mucoromycetes; Mucorales; Radiomycetaceae.
AAAGAGGCUUUGCCUUUUUAUUUUUGCUUGCUUUGUUACAAACCCCGUAUUUCUUUUUCUCUCUCUUCCCUUUUUCCCUUUUUCUUCUUUUUUUUUUCUUUCUAUCCUGCUUUAGUUCCCCCCCCCCAUACCAAUGUCCGGUAAUCCUAAAGCGUAUUAUAACCAACCAGAUUACGCCGGUAACAGGAAACGACCGGAGAUCCAUAAGCCAGACGAUGCUUCGGCCGAUAUGGCUCCACCGCCUUACAGCCCGCCAAUGGGUUCAGAAGGAGAUACCGAAGGAAGCAUAUCCAAUACUUAUGGUACCAUUAUCUCUGGCCAACCGGGUUUGUUGGGUGCCCGACACUUUCUUGCAGGACCAUCUUCUUCGGCCUCUCGCAUAGCCGAUGCCGCGAUGUAUCCUCCUUCUCCUGCUUCAGCACCCGCCAUGCCUGUAGCAUGGAACAAUCCUCAUAUUCCACGCGAAUGGUCGGAAAGAGGGAUGCCGAUGCCAUCACCGGUAUCGGCACCUCAACCUUCACCAGGGAUGCCACCGCCGGGAAUGCCACCACCAGCAUGGGCAGAACAACAAGAAAACAAUGGUUCCGGGAAAAAAUGGUUCAAAUACAUCUUCCUUGGCAUCCUCGCUUGGCUUGUGCUUACGAAAUACAGCGGCUGGUUCAACCCUUCCGACCCAUCAAAGCACAUAGGUUUAAUAAACUGCAAGGGUGCCGAGACUGUUUACAAAUCAGUCUUGCCAAAGGAGAUACAAUUCGACAAAGAUCUGUCAGUAUCACUCGAAGGUCAUGUGUCUGGCGGCCAAUUAAUUAUCCAUUCAUUGCCUCCUGGCGACGAAGCUACUUCUGGUUCUAUUCAUACCCGCAUCCGACUGGCGCCACCGAGACUGCAGGAGGAGCUUUCGUAUACUUUGGACAAUGACAACGACGAAACGAGACUUGUGUUAAAAAUGCCGACUCACCCACUGACGGACAGCUGCAUUUUCGUGGAAAUGGAAAUAUAUCUUCCAACCACCACCACAUCACUGCGCACCAGUAUGCCCAACAUUGUCACACAAGUGGUUGACCAACUUCACGAUGUGGAUAUUGUCCAACUUCGGAGUACCAAUGCUCCCAUCUCCUUGGAUCAGGGAUGGUCAGGCAAGCAGCUUGUAUUGGAAACACGCAAUGGCAAUAUCCGCGUGGGCAACGGUUUGAAAAGCGACGAAACUGUGAGCUUGAAAACUACCAAUGGAGUCAUUGCCGUGACCGAUGUGACGGCCAAGUCGUAUGUAGCGCUGGAAAAUACCAAUGGUCAAAUUGAAGCAUAUACCAUUUCAGCAAACGAUAAAGUGUUGCUCAGAUCUUCGAAUGGAGCUAUUGUGAGCAACGCUGCUGUUGCCACGCAAGUGAUCGUGGAGACCUCCAAUGGUGCGGUUUCAUUGGCACAUAUCCAGGCGAAACGAGAAGCUCUGUUGAAAACAUCCAAUGCCCCCAUCGAAGCUACCAUUGAAAAUGCCAAGGAUGUUAUUAUUAAGGCUCUUACAAGCAAUGGACCUGCCACAAUUCACAUGCCAAUGACGUUUGAAGGACAUUUCAUGAUCCAGACAUCCAAUUGGAGCCGAGCCAACGUGAGAGAUCAGUUAGGUGAGGAGGGCCAUAUUGUUUUCCACGACAAUCAGCGUCAUUACAAGCAAGGACAGCGAUUGCAAGGUCAAGGCGAUAUCAUAGUAACUACUAGCAAUGCUAACGCCAACCUCGUAUUUGAUGUAUAAAAUCAAUUUCAAAAGUUUGUUAUUUUACCCUUAUUGUUCUUUCGUUUACCAUUUCGCUUGCACAAAGAAAGUAAAAAUUAACACUUGAACAAAAAUACAAAAUAAAGCAGAUCAAACGAAAAGAGAGAUGAAAUCCGAGAACAUGGUUAUAAGUUAUGCGAGGUAAAAAAAA